Mycetomoellerius zeteki is the source of this 2870-nucleotide messenger RNA. It is a transcript of the gene stau, whose product is annotated as double-stranded RNA-binding protein Staufen. Lineage: Eukaryota; Metazoa; Arthropoda; Insecta; Hymenoptera; Formicidae. Gene Ontology annotation, molecular function: double-stranded RNA binding; mRNA binding. Gene Ontology annotation, cellular component: cytoplasmic stress granule; plasma membrane; neuron projection. Gene Ontology annotation, biological process: germ cell development; intracellular mRNA localization; anterograde dendritic transport of messenger ribonucleoprotein complex. The transcript is spliced from 8 exons. The coding region runs from base 198 to 2615 and encodes 805 amino acids. The record is from RefSeq and is a predicted model, not a curated record.
AUCAAAAUGGCCGCAUUUUAGUCUACCGAGUACUUUUCUUUACUGUUUGCCAAUAGCCGUGCUAAGGGCCUGGCGGUGUUCGUUUUCGUCGGAGUGGGUCUAUUUCGCCGGAAAUUUCACUGUACUUCGCGACACGUCCUAAAUUUCCGCGAAAUAGAGCGAACGUGACCGGGUUUGUCUGAGUAGAUUUUCAUAAGAUGUUACGUCAUCAACAUCACACAAUGCAAAAUCAGCUUCGAGAUCAUAACAGAAUGGCAGGACCAAUGCGGCCUAUGCAGCAGGCUAAUAUGCCCCAGCUACAUCAGCCGCAACAUUUGUUACCUCAUCGGAAUCCACAUCAACCAAUACUGUCCAUGCCCCCCCAUCAACAGCAUAUGCAUCACAUGCAGCAUCCUGGCCCGCCGCAUGGAAAUCCAAGACAGCCAAUGUUGAUGGGUAUGAAUACGCACAAUACAAACAAUACCAUGGUUAGCGUUAGCAUGAAGGACCAAACAAAUACAGUUUCUGUGACUCUUCAAAAUGUGCAACAACCUCAGUAUCCACAUCAACAACAGCCACAGCAGCAGCAACCGAAUAAUCAGCAGAAUCAAUCUCCCCAGCAGCAACAGCCAUCGCAGCAGCAGGUACAACAAUCACAAUCACAGCAGCAACAGCCGCAGCAUGUACAACAAUCAAAUGUGGAGCAAUCGAAGGCGAUAACGAACGAUGCCAAUGGAGAGUCCAGAGACGACAAUGCAUCUGGUCAGAAUCAUGCCAACGCGACUAAUCCAGCUUUGGCAAACAUGAAAGAAAAAACACCUAUGUGUUUGUUAAACGAGUUGGCGAGAUUCAAUAGGAUUCAACAUCAAUAUAGGCUGACCAACGAGCAGGGACCGGCGCACAAAAAGAGAUUCACGGUGACACUAAAACUGGGUGAAGAGGAAUAUGUCGCUGAAGGUCCUAGUAUAAAGAAGGCUCAACAUAGCGCAGCGACCGAAGCAUUGACGAAAACUUGGUACCGUCAACCUCCACCUAAGCCCACCAAGGCCAUGAGAAUUGGCCAUCUGGGCAAAUGUCCAACAGGUUCUGGACAUUUGCCUCCCACCGUCGAACUGAACGCGUUAGCAAUGAAACGAGGUGAACCGACUGUUUAUACGUUCCGACAAGCUCCUCCAGCUGCAUUGCAGCAUCAAUUUAUGCCACAUGGAUUCAGUGCUAACUUUCCACGAAUGUACAAUCCGCGUAUCACGUACAAUCGUGGAGUUCAUACGGAUCUUCAGGGAUUGUAUCUUGUCACUCUGAAGGUGGGUGAACGCGAAUUCACGGGUAGAGGUUUAACAGGCCAAGCUGCACGUCACGAUGCUGCUAGCAGAGCCUUGGAACAAUUACGCCAGUUGCCGUUACCGGAAGAGAUCGCAAAUACCAGUAACAUUAGCGAGAACGGCACGUUGGGUGGCAUUGACGAUCCAAACGCUGAGUUGAAAAGUCCCGUAUCUCUUGUUCACGAAACUGCUCUGAAACGCGGACUACCAGUCAGUUUUGAAGUCGUAUCCGAAAGCGGUAAACCUCAUAUAAGAACUUUCAUGACAAAAUGCACCGUCGGCGAGAAGGUUACUGUGGGAGAAGGAUCCUCGAAAAAAGUGUCGAAGAAACGCGCCGCCGAGUUGAUGUUAGACGAACUGAAGCGUCUUCCUCCGUUACCGGCUACCAUACAGAACCGAUCAAUGCGAGUAAAACGUAAGCCACCAGCGACGAAGAAGAAAUCUCGAAACUUAAUCAAAGUUUAUCAGGAGCCUCGUGCGGAGAACGAAGCCGCGGAGGAGGUCAAUCCAGUUUCCCGGCUAGUUCAGAUUCAACAGGCGAAACGAGAGAGGGAACCAGUUUACAAUCUAAUAGACGAGAAGGGCGCACCAAGACGCAGAGAGUUUGUCAUGGAAGUGACAAUGGGUCAGCACUCCGCCCAAGGAAUCGGACCUAACAAAAAAUUGGCUAAGAGAGCUGCGGCUGAGGCUCUCUUGGCGCAAUUGGGAUAUAGUAAACCGUCGCCGCAACCCUCGAAACCGUCCAUAAAGACGGGAGAGAGCGAGAACACGGAGUCAAAGCCUAGAAAAGUUACAUUUCUCGAGGACGAACAAAUGAACGACACUCAACCUCACUCGGUAGGAGGUACCAUAGGCCGCCAAUUAGUACCUGGUCUUUUACUGGUGGACGGAGGUCACGAAUCUAAACUGGGGAAUGGACCCAGCGUACAAAUAGUCGCUGAAGAGUUGCGCGAACAGCAACAGCAGAAUACGGCUGGUGUUUCGCCCAAGGAUCAAUUGCAUUAUUUAUCUCAGUUAUUUAAUUUCAGCGUAGAAUUUAGCGACUUUCCUAAGGGAGUAUCUAUAAACAAAGAAUAUUUAUCACUUGUGUCGCUAAGCACUGAUCCACCGCAAGUUUGUCAUGGUAAUGGAGCAACAAUAACCGCGAGUCGCAAUCAAGCGGCUCUAAGGGCGCUUCGUACACUUAGUAAAUUGGGACUUGAUAAUGCCUCGAACGCAGCACAAGUGAAGAAGGACAAAGGUGCGUCUGGUGAUGGAAUACACAUUAGCAUUCAAGUUAAAAACAACAUUAUGGAUGGAGCUAUCGAUAAGUAACUGAGUAGCGCUUAAGACGUAUAUAAUGUUGAGUUAUAUUUAUGCUUCUCCAGGACACCGCAAAAGGAAGUUAAAUGAAUUUCAUUGUUACAAAGUUCUUUACAAAAUUGAUAACGCUAAUUAUUGUUCAUUUAUUACCAAUUCAUUUGUAGAUAUGAUAUUCCUCGACAGAGACUUUUUUCUUCGAUUGCAUCAAGAGAGUCUCAGCCGCGGUUGUAUUAACCAUUUUUUUUUACUAAAUCCGAUUCCUUUAAG